AUGAAUCCAUCAAAUAAUGAUCGUGCAACUGGAAAUGACGAAUUAGACGGCAUUAGAACUCAGAUUAAUGCAAAAACCAACGAAUCUUUAGAAUCAACACGUCGUAUGCUUGGUUUAGUUGCCGAAUCUCAAGAAGUCGGUACUAACACCAUGAUCAUGCUCGAUGAUCAGGGCGAAAAACUCAAGCGAAUCGAGAAUGGUCUCGACAAUAUUCAUGCUGGUAUGGAUGAUGCAGAGAGGAAUCUAAACAAUUUGCAAAAAUGUUGUGGUCUAUGCGUUCUUCCAUGGCAGCGUGCAAGUCGUACACAUCGCCCAUUCACGAAUAGUAGUACAAGCAUCAGUGGUGAAAACUCGUCGCCGACUAUAGCUGAGCCAAAACUACGCAUGGCUGGUGAAGAAGGUAUGCCUUCGAAAGGUUAUAUCACUCGCAUCACAAAUGACGAUCGCGAGGACGAAAUGGACGAUAAUUUGCAAUUAGUUGGCAGUUAUCUUGGAAAUUUAAAAAACAUGGCUCUUGAUAUGGGUGACACUAUCGAAAAUCAAAAUAAACAACUCGAUCGGAUUGCAGUUAAAACUGAAGUUGGACAAGUUCGAAUUGAUAGUGCGAACAAGAAAACUCAAGAUUUAAUUCGACGUGCGUAA
Messenger RNA from Adineta ricciae, 642 nucleotides. The record is from the annotation of a GenBank genome assembly. NCBI's taxonomy places the organism in Eukaryota, Metazoa, Rotifera, Eurotatoria, Adinetida, Adinetidae.